Corylus avellana is the source of this 3176-nucleotide messenger RNA. The record is from RefSeq and is a predicted model, not a curated record. NCBI's taxonomy places the organism in Eukaryota, Viridiplantae, Streptophyta, Magnoliopsida, Fagales, Betulaceae.
CUUCAAUCUCAUUUACCCUUUUACCCUUCAUUUUCUAUUUCCCUCUUUUUCCCUCCUCAGAUUCAAUUUUGAUUUCCCUCGCAGAGAGAGAGAGAGAGAGAAUUAGGGUUUCUAGCUUGGACUCCACCAUGGACGGUGCUUUCGUCCUCGGUUCAGAAAAUUGCGUUGCUGGAGAUGAUAAGACAAAAGGAGUGGUAAAGGGAUCCAAAAUUGGAAGUGCACAGCGAAGGAGGCUCGCUGACAUAAGCAACUUGCAGCAGAGGCCUAAAAUGGUAAACCAAGAAGCAAAGCAGCUGCCCAUUUCGCUUUCAACUAAGGAGUAUGUUGAAAAGCUACAGAAGGAAAACAUGACAUUGAUGAAGAUUCUUGCAGAAAGAAAUAAAAUUAUUGAAUUGAGCGGAAUUGAAUUACAGAAGCUGAGAAUCAAUUUGCAGAAAAUGCAGCAACAGAAUUCGCAACUUGCCCAAGCAAACAGCCAGAUGUUGGCGGAACUUAAUUUAGGUAAAGAUAGGCUAAAAGCACUUCACCAUGAGCUUGGAUGCAAAAAUGGCUUACUUAACACAAGAAAACUGGACUUGGAGGUCAAAGCAAAAAGGUUAAGAUGUAAAAAUACAGGAAAUGAGGUAGGUACAUCCAAGUGCAGUGAGGCAGGGGAAUCCUCUCAAGCAGAUAAGGUGGACUAUAAACCUUGUCAUACCAACAAGAGACGGCAAUCAAAAAAUCAAUCUUUGGGCCCCACCACUGCUGAGCCAGUUCAUGCCAAAGAGAAUGUUGAAAAUAAGAGACGUUGUUUGAGAAGACAAUCUGCAAGAUUUAAACCUGAAGAAUCAGAACCAACUGAAGACUUGUUAGAGAUAGAUAAAGCUUCAGGCUCUACCAUUGUUAAAUUAGUCCAUACUAAAGAACAUGUUGACAAGAAGAGGUUUAUGCGGCAGAAAGAGAAGGCAGAGACGAGUGGGAUGGCGAUGAGGCUGUGUUUGACGAAGAAGCGGCUGCGGUGUGGGAUUGUUGGGUUUGUGGGUUGGUUGGGCUUGAUUCGGCCAACUGGGUCUACUGUUUUUGCUGCGUUGUUGUUGGAGAUGGCUCGGACACGCCUCGGAAAGCCGUUGGGGUUCUCCAUACCUUCAAUCUCAUUUACCCUUUUACCCUUCAUUUUCUAUUUCCCUCUUUUUCCCUCCUCAGAUUCAAUUUUGAUUUCCCUCGCAGAGAGAGAGAGAGAGAGAAUUAGGGUUUCUAGCUUGGACUCCACCAUGGACGGUGCUUUCGUCCUCGGUUCAGAAAAUUGCGUUGCUGGAGAUGAUAAGACAAAAGGAGUGGUAAAGGGAUCCAAAAUUGGAAGUGCACAGCGAAGGAGGCUCGCUGACAUAAGCAACUUGCAGCAGAGGCCUAAAAUGGUAAACCAAGAAGCAAAGCAGCUGCCCAUUUCGCUUUCAACUAAGGAGUAUGUUGAAAAGCUACAGAAGGAAAACAUGACAUUGAUGAAGAUUCUUGCAGAAAGAAAUAAAAUUAUUGAAUUGAGCGGAAUUGAAUUACAGAAGCUGAGAAUCAAUUUGCAGAAAAUGCAGCAACAGAAUUCGCAACUUGCCCAAGCAAACAGCCAGAUGUUGGCGGAACUUAAUUUAGGUAAAGAUAGGCUAAAAGCACUUCACCAUGAGCUUGGAUGCAAAAAUGGCUUACUUAACACAAGAAAACUGGACUUGGAGGUCAAAGCAAAAAGGUUAAGAUGUAAAAAUACAGGAAAUGAGGUAGGUACAUCCAAGUGCAGUGAGGCAGGGGAAUCCUCUCAAGCAGAUAAGGUGGACUAUAAACCUUGUCAUACCAACAAGAGACGGCAAUCAAAAAAUCAAUCUUUGGGCCCCACCACUGCUGAGCCAGUUCAUGCCAAAGAGAAUGUUGAAAAUAAGAGACGUUGUUUGAGAAGACAAUCUGCAAGAUUUAAACCUGAAGAAUCAGAACCAACUGAAGACUUGUUAGAGAUAGAUAAAGCUUCAGGCUCUACCAUUGUUAAAUUAGUCCAUACUAAAGAACAUGUUGACAAGAAGAGACGUUGUUCAAGAAGGCAAUCUGCAAGAUUUAAAUCCAAAGAACCAGAACCAAUUGAAGAUUUGUUUGAGUGCAAUGAGGCAGAGGAAUCCACUCAAGUGGAUAAGGGGGACUAUAAACCUUGUAAUACCAAUAGGAGACGGCAAUCCGAAAAUCAAUCUUUGGGCCCCACCACUGCUGAACCAGUUCAUGCCAAAGAGAAUGUUGAAAAUAAGAGACGUUGUUUGAGAAGACAAUCUGCAAGAUUUAAACCUGAAGAAUCAGAACCAACUGAAGACUUGUUAGAGAUAGAUAAAGCUUCAGGCUCUACCAUUGUUAAAUUAGUCCAUACUAAAGAACAUGUUGACAAGAAGAGACAACAUUCAAGAAGGCAAUCUGCAAGGUUUAAAUCCGAAGAACCAGGACCAAUUGAAGAUUUGUUUGAGAUAGAUAAGGCUUUCGGCCCUACCACUCUUAAACCAGUCCAUGCUAUAGAGAGUAUUGGCAAUAAGAGGCAAUCUGCAAGGUUAAAAUCUGAAGAGCCAGAGCAAUGUGAAGACUUCUUUGUGGUACAUGAUGCCAAAUUUCCCAUCUCUCCUCAAAUUGAUGAUUUGGUGCAUGAAACUGGUCAAAUGGCGCCAGCAUUGUCAAUAAAAAGAGAAGAUGAGGGAAAUACUGCUCUUAGUGUAGAAGCUCAAGAAAUUCGAAGAUCAUCUGUUGGAAGGCCUUUACGUCGAGCAGCUGAGAAGAUUCAGUCCUACAAGGAAAUUCCAAUCAAUUUCAAGAUGCGUCGAGUGGACUGUUCCUUAAAGUAGCAAGAGAUGGCUUGUGAAUCUAGUGGUUGAUAACUCUAAAAUUGUGGCUAAUGGAUGGUUGGUUCUUCUAAGAGGAGCAACUGGGAGUUUCAAUGUCAGAAGAUGGAGUUGCAAAGGGCACAAUCCAAAUUAAAAAAGAAAAUAAAAUAGUGCAACAAAGUGCUGGAAUUUCUUUUGGAAUUGGGUUUAGUGUAAUGAGCAAUGCCGCACAUACCGGUUACACAUAUUGGUUAAGUUCAUUGAGUGAUGUGAUAAUGUUUAUUAGCUCAAUGGAUGGAUGUGUGCGAUGCAUGUAAUGGUCUCUCCAUGACACAAAUGGUAUAUACAGAAAUGUUCACA